AUGUCGUCAGAGAAGACCGAGGUCCACGCUGACCCGGGCACCAACAUGCGGCCCUUCGCCGAGUCCAACCCGCCGAUGGAGAACACGGAGGACGUCAAGGACGACAUCAAGGUCGAGGUUGACGAGGCGGAGGAAGAGCUAGAUCUCUACCGCCCGCUUCCCAUGGACCCCAACAUCCCCUACGAGGGCAACCCUCUCACCAUCCGAGCAGUCGUCGUUGGCUGCAUCCUCGGCGCUCUGGUCAACGCAUCCAAUCUCUAUCUCGGUCUCAAGACUGGUUUCACCUUCUCGGCGAGCAUGUUCGGUGCCAUUUUCGGUUAUGGCAUCUUGAGGGUCAUGUCCAAGGCCGAGCGCGUCCCCAUCAUCGGUGGUCUCUUUGGACCCCAGGAGAACUCGAUCGUUCAGGCUGCGGCCACUGGUGCCGGUGGCAUCGCUGGUAUCUUCGUGGCCGGUAUUCCCGCGCUCUACCAACUUAACGUGAUGCACCCCGAUGGCCCGGCCAGGUCUCCCAGGGACGACAUCGGUGCCAUCUUCACCAUCACCCUUGUCUGCUCGUUCCUGGGCCUGUUCUUCGUCACCCCGCUGCGCAAGUUCUUCAUCAUCCACGUCGCUCGCGAGCUGAAGCUCAUGUUCCCGACGCCGACUGCCACCGCGCUGACCAUCCGGUCCAUGCAUGCUGGCGCUGCCGGCAGUAUCGAGGCCAUGAAGAAGCUCAAGGGCCUCGGCCUCGCCUUCGUCUCGGCCUUCAUCCACCGCAUUGCGUCGUACUACGCCGUCGGGAUCCUGUACGACUGGCACGUCUUCACCUGGAUCCACAUCUGGAGCGGCUACACCAGCUGGGCGCUGAACAUCGAGUCGUGGGGUUGGUACUUCGAGUGGACACCGGCCUUCAUCGGAUCUGGUAUCCUCAUCGGUCUGAACCCUGCCAUCUCCAUGUUCAUCGGCGGCGUGCUCGCCUGGGGUCUGAUCGGCCCCCUGCUUGUCCACUAUGGCGUAUGCAUUGGAAUCCAACUGGCCCCCGACGACCCCAAGUGGGACUCGAUGUACUCGUUCGCCUCGCUCAAGGAUCUCGGCAAGGGGCCCCCGUCCCCUCGGUACUGGCUGCUCUGGCCCGGUGUCAUGGUCAUGGUGUGCUGCUCCAUGGCCGAGCUGGUCAUCCAGUACAAGGUUAUCGGCGUCGGAAUCAAGGCCCUCUGGAACCACGGAUGUGCCAGCAUCAACAGCAUGCUCAUCGGGCGCGGCAAGUCCAGCGCCUUCUUUGCCAAGCACGGAGCCGAGCGCCAGAAGGCUGAGGACGUGAUCGAGGACCCCUCGACCCCCGACGAGCAGGUCAAGCAUUGGAUGUGGACCCUCGGCCUCUUGGUCACCAUCGUCGCCGCCAUUCUCAUCUUCCACUUCCAGUGGGAGAUGCACCCGGGCCUGACCAUCCUCGCCGUCAUCCUCGCCAUCCUCUUCUCCUUCCUGGCCAUCCAGAUUGGCGCCGUCACCGACAACACCCCGCUCACCGCCGCCUCCAAGGCCUCCCAGCUCGUCUUCGGCGCCGCCACCAGCAGCUCCGGCUUCUCGGUCGCGCACGCCCAGAAGCUCAACUUGGUUGCUGGUGGCCUCGCCUCGGGUGGUGCCGAUGUCGCCACCUCUCUGACCAGCGAUUUCCGAACCGGCUUCCUCCUAGGCACACCUCCCAUCAAGCAGUGGAUUGCCCAGGCCUUUGGCACCUUCAUCGCUGUCUGGCUAGCCCCCGGCCUCUUCGUCCUCUUCACCAGCGCCUACCCUUGCAUCUACGACUCCAGCUACACCAAGUGCGCCUUCGCCAUCCCGUCCGUGUCCGCCUGGGCCGCCGUCGCCAGGGCCGUGACCGACCCCACUGUCAGCAUCCCCAAGACAUCGGGUAUCUUCGCCAUCGUCAUGGGCAUCUUCUCCGUCGCCCAAGUCGUCUUCCGCCACUACUACCUCGUGGGUUCCCGCGAGAAGUACAGGGCCUAUCUCCCCAACUGGGGCGCCAUCGCCCUCUCGUGGGUUAUCCCCGCCCCCGUCUUUGCCAACGCCGCCCUCCUCGGCGCCAUCAUCGCUGCCAUCUGGCGCAAGUAUAAGGCCGAAUCCUGGGAUAUUUACGGCUAUGCUGUCGCUGCCGGUCUUAUCGCUGGCGAGGGUCUCGGCGGCGUCGUUGGCGCUGUUCUCACGCUGGCUGGUGUGGAUGGGUCUGUCAAGGGCACCCAGAUCGCCUGCCCGAUGCUGGAGUGCUAA
This is a messenger RNA of Phialemonium atrogriseum, 2244 nucleotides long. RefSeq names its product OPT superfamily oligopeptide transporter. Gene Ontology annotation, cellular component: fungal-type vacuole membrane. Bases 1 to 2244 code for a protein of 747 amino acids. The transcript is spliced from 3 exons. NCBI's taxonomy places the organism in Eukaryota, Fungi, Ascomycota, Sordariomycetes, Cephalothecales, Cephalothecaceae. Gene Ontology annotation, molecular function: oligopeptide transmembrane transporter activity. The record is from RefSeq and is a predicted model, not a curated record.